CAAGAGAUGACGCUGUUGGUUGAACUCGGCCGCAUAUUUAUUUUUAAGCGUUGAACUGAAUGUUUCCUGUCUUUCAUAUAUAGUCUUUGAUAUAUACAUAUGCACAUUGCUAAAGUGAUUCCGCGACUUGAUGAAUCCGCAUUCGUCUUGCUAAAACGCCACCAACACAACACUUCUCGUUACAAAAUAUCUCAGCUGGCCAUGUAGAGACGCGAAAGUUGCACAAAGGACCAGCAGGACAUCGAGGCCGCGUUCAGAACCUUCAGUGCAGUCAGCUCGAAAGUAAACAUUCACGAUUUUAUCAUGCUGAUGUCUUAUAUCACACACUGCAUAGGUUUUGACACUCCUCUGAUGCAUAGUUUACAGCUGUCAUUGUUUACCUACAAAUGCUAUUGUGAUGUCAGCUCGUCCUGCUUGCCCGGCUGCGAAGGGGGUGAGAUGAACGAGAUGGACGACUUGUCCCGGAUGCCUAAGUAGGUUGUUCUGAAUCUGAAUGGUCAAAACAUCUUGUCCAGAGUGGUGGACGAAGAGUUCCAAAGGCAACAUUAUCACCUGCAUUCGCAUCAAGUGCACUGAUACAAACACUGCAAGGCAAUCCAACGCCAUGCCUCAGCACAAACCAGUGACGAGCUUGCAGCUCUUGACCCUAAGAACAGUGGCGCAUGCCCUCAGAAAACUGUGCUGCAACCGAAGUGUUACCAUGAAGCUCUUCGAACCUGUCAUUGAAUACGUCCAGAUGCUCCUCCCUCCGCAGAUUCAGGCGGCUGUGUGCCAUAAUCUCUUGCAGGAGUCCAGUAAGUUGGUCUUUCCUGAGCUGCUCAACAACAAGUACAUCUACAUCUGCACACGACUGCAUGCAGAGUAUGUUUGGAUUAUUGACAGCCGCAACAUUGUUCCAGUAAUGGACCAGAUGGAUGGAAGAAAUGUCAGGACACUCAAAAUGACAGGUCAAAAUAUGCAGCUGGACCCUGAUCUGGAGACAUCUCCAUAUAACUACCAGAAAUUCAAAAAGCUGGAGCCACUCUAUCGUUUCAUCCAAACACUCUCCGGUCUUACUGUGCUCAAGUGCUCUCAGAUGUGCAACAACUACAUGCUGGAGCUUGUGUCACAAACCUGUCCCAAUCUUGAGGAGUUGAGGGUUGAAAUGUGCUCAAAUGUGGAUGAUGAAGGGGUCUUCCACAUAGCGGGACACAUGCCUACACAUGAUACAUACUUGCAGAUCCAGAAUGGGGUGCGCAUACGCUCCACCUCAGUCUGCACAAAAUUGAAGAAGGUCAGCCUGGCAUACACCCUAGCAUGCACUGCUAGUGCUGUUGUGCUGUUGCAUUUUUGUCCAAACAUCGAGGAACUUGUUGUAACACCUUAUGUGAACAUAGGAGAUGUAUUUACAACAUUACAUGGUACAAAUCCAGAUAGAUAUGAGAAUGUUAGAAGUCGAUAUGCUUUAAAAACUUUGAGCAGUUAUAUGGAACAGGAUGAAAAUGCUUUAUCACUCAUUGUGAGGACAUGCCCCAAUUUAGAAGAUGUCACUUUGAGAUGCAAUGGUGUUGAGAGGAAAGACCGGAACUUGCUUGCAAAUAUCCUGGGGCUCAACUUAAGCAAGUUGAAGGUCAUGAGCUGCAGCAUGCCAGCACUUUUGUGGUAUCUGGAACAGAAAGGGACUGGUCUGACAAAGUUGUUCAUCGAGCACCUGAUCACAGCCCCGUCAAGUCUUACCUUCACCCGCACACAUCUGCAGCAGGUCAUAGCCACUUGCCCCAACCUCAAGCAUUUCACCCUCAAGCUCUACAACAACCCCAUCCAGCCGAAUGUAAGUUACUCAUUCUUUGGCUCCUCCCUCUUGUACUUCACCUCCUUGUCACACCUAACCCUUGAAGGCACCUCUGUCACCUCAGAAGACCUCUCUGUCCUGGUGGGCAAGUGCAAUAACCUCCGUGAACUGCACAUCCUCAUCCACAACCUGGACAUCCUUGAUGACCAUGUCCUGUCAGACCUACUUGCAUCAGGCAGCUUGCGAGGCCUACACACCCUCUACCUGGACCGCCCAAUGCUGACCCUGGCAGGGCUAAGAAGGCUCUUUGAGGAGUGUCCUGAACUACACACUGUUGGCCCUUUGUCCUCGUGGGCCAUCUCCAAGAAAGACAGGGAAGAGCUUGCAAGGGAAAUUAGAGCCAAGAACUGGGACCUGAACAUUGAGAGUCCAGAAAUGAUGCAGUUGUUUAUUCUCUGAAAAGGUGAAGAAUGGUACAGAACAAGUUGAUAUUUCUUUUAGGGGCUCUGUUCUGCUAGGGAGACUGAAGAACAAGUUGUUAAAUUUUACUGACUUGCAGCUUUAUUUAUUUAUUAGAUGAGAAAAGUUAUACAAAAUUUCCUGAUGCUGAGUAUAACCAGAUUCACAUAGAUUUUUUAAUCCUGAAUUUCUACAACUAUUUAAUUUUUAAUAGAAAUUUGUUAGAUUGACUUAACCCCUUGCUGACGGGUACGACUGGUAGACACGUACUAUUCCCACUGUUAGUACUUGUUUGAUUAUUUUUACACAUAGACGGCUAUACUAGUACAAAGUCACCAAUGAGCCAGUUACGAGUACUGCCCGUCUCGCCCGUUCACCCUUUUCUUUGACACACAC
This is a messenger RNA of Penaeus chinensis, 2626 nucleotides long. RefSeq lists its product as uncharacterized. The transcript is spliced from 5 exons. Gene Ontology annotation, biological process: SCF-dependent proteasomal ubiquitin-dependent protein catabolic process. Lineage: Eukaryota; Metazoa; Arthropoda; Malacostraca; Decapoda; Penaeidae. Bases 494 to 2230 code for a protein of 578 amino acids. The record is from RefSeq and is a predicted model, not a curated record. Gene Ontology annotation, cellular component: SCF ubiquitin ligase complex.